GGGGUCGCCCGCUUCGGACCGCUGCACUUCGAGCGCCGGGCCCGGUUCGAGGUGGCCGACGAGGACAAGCAGUCCCGGCUGCGCUACCAGAACCUGGAGAAUGAUGAGGAUGGAGCCCAGGCCUCUCCGGAACCAGAUGGGGGAGUCAACACCAGGGACUCGGCGCGAACAUCCACCCGCAGCUCACAAUGGUCUUUCAGCACUGUCAGCAGCAGCACCCAGCACUCCUACAGCGCCUGCUGCAGCUGGAUCCAGCACCCUCUGAUCCAGAAGAACCGCCGGGUAGUACUGACCUCCUUCCUGCUCCUGCUGCUGGGGCUGGGUGAGUGCCCUGGGCCCCCCUGCCACCCCACAGGGGCCCACCCUCCUUGUAUGCAGGCUCUGAGUCGUCCUGGGUGCCCUGAGCCUCCCAGCAUCCCAGGGAGGCAGCUGGCAUCACCAUUUUAA
Trichechus manatus latirostris (Florida manatee) is the source of this 447-nucleotide messenger RNA. RefSeq names its product transmembrane protein 134 (gene TMEM134). The annotation marks the transcript as partial. The transcript is spliced from 4 exons. Lineage: Eukaryota; Metazoa; Chordata; Mammalia; Sirenia; Trichechidae. The record is from RefSeq and is a predicted model, not a curated record.